This is a messenger RNA of Austrofundulus limnaeus, 880 nucleotides long. It is a transcript of the gene creb5b, whose product is annotated as cAMP responsive element binding protein 5b. Gene Ontology annotation, biological process: regulation of DNA-templated transcription. Gene Ontology annotation, molecular function: DNA-binding transcription factor activity; DNA binding. The record is from RefSeq and is a predicted model, not a curated record. Lineage: Eukaryota; Metazoa; Chordata; Actinopteri; Cyprinodontiformes; Rivulidae.
GGUGAAAACAGCUGGAGCGGCGGCGCGGUGACUCCUCCGAGCUGCGUCAAAGCCAGCUGCUGCUGCAGCGUCAACAACACCGGAUGGAGAUCGAUGCAGUCACUUUUACGGGGGAUCUGAUUGUCGACACAACGUUCACACUGAUUGUCGACACAGCGUUCACAUGUAAACUCAAAUGUACGAAUUUCAUUUUUAUGAGACGCUGGCCAGAGGGAUGAACUCAGACCAGGAAAGGCCGUUUGUGUGCAGCGCCCCUGACUGUUCUCAGCGAUUUCCCACGGAGGACCAUCUGAUGAUUCAUCGACACAAACAUGAGAUGACCCUUAAGUUCCCUGCAAUAAAAAAUGACAACAUGUUAUCCGACCAGACUCCCACUCCUACUCGUUUUUUGAAGAACUGCGAAGAGGUGGGCUUGUUUAGUGAACUGGAUUGCUCGAUUGAGCAAGAAUUUUGCAAGGCCCAAGAAGAGGAGGACAGUAAACAGAACAUCUCGCUGCACGGCCAGUCAGCUCAGGGUCAGCACCAGCAGCCCCUCUCUCGGAUGGCCAACCAUGAUACCAGCAUAGUGAUCCAGCAAGCCCUGCCAUCUCCUCAGUCCAGCUCCGUCAUCACUCAGGCUCCUUCCACGAACAGACAGAUAGGGCCUGUCCCUGGAUCUCUGUCCUCACUACUGCACCUACGAAACAGACAGAGACAGCCUCUGCCAGCCUCCAUGCCUGGAACUCUGCCAGACCCGACCAUGCCCGGCUCCUCCGCUGUGCUACUGCCCAUGGAGAGACAAAUGUCCAUGGGCUCCAACAUGAUGGGCAUGCAAAGCCCCGCCCACAGCAGCUCCUGCUCUUCUACUCACAUUCCCACAAUGCACUCAGAAGCCAAACUG